This is a messenger RNA of Colletotrichum phormii, 884 nucleotides long. RefSeq lists its product as uncharacterized. The coding region runs from base 1 to 831 and encodes 276 amino acids. The record is from RefSeq and is a predicted model, not a curated record. NCBI's taxonomy places the organism in Eukaryota, Fungi, Ascomycota, Sordariomycetes, Glomerellales, Glomerellaceae. The transcript has a single exon.
AUGACACGGACCGUUCCCGUGAAUGAUACGUCGGACGAGGAAUAUGCCUUGUGUCAUACUGCUGCUGUAGAGGCACUCCUUCAAUCUGUGGACCAGGAGGGGAUCAAAUCCAUCUUCGGUAUCGCCACCUUUGCCUUCAUCGACGUCUACAAGGAACCCUUCGCAGCCUGGUCACAGCACCUGAGAGGAGCCAGGGCGGUUCUCGACCUGCAUAGCCCACCACCUGAACGUUUUGCAGAGCUCUGCUCCGAAAUUAAUGGUCUUCAGGAGGUUGUAUCCCUUCUUUGCUGGUACGAUACUACCGGGUUGAUGAUUAGGCGAGAUCGAGGAUUAAUUUUUGAGGAUUGGCAUCGAGAGUUUAUGGACAAUAACCUGUUUGAGCUUGUGGGAUGUCCCAAGGACGUAUUUCAAUUAUACACAACAAUCACGAAGGAGGGCUUCGAAUGCGAAUCGAGGCAUCCUGACUUGUACGUUGCUGCAACGAAACAGCUGCUCAAGGCAUCACGCGGUAGUCACGAUCACGAAGACCUUCUGCGGGGCGCUUGGAGAUACUCCAGGGUAAUGGCCAUCUAUGAAGCGGAGUCAAGUGUGAAAAAGACCAGCUUUGAAGCUAUCAUGCAUGAACUGGCAGACCGGAUCUGCGACAUCCUACAGGCUAUACCGACGAAAUCGGCGAAGUAUCGUCAUUUGCCAUUUGCUGCUUUCAUGGUUGGCCGUCUUUCCCAGUCUUCUGAUCAUUCUAAGACUGCCCAAAGGUACUGGGAGAUAUGCAAUUCUCUGGAGGAUCCAAUAUACCCCAGCGGCGAGCGUAUGUCUAGGAUUGAUCAUUAGGUCUACGUAGCCCUUUUAGGUAGCUGUAGAGGUAAUUGGUAUCAGCUUACGGU